AUGGUUUUUCCAGUAGGCCACCAAGGCUUUGAAGUUCCUAUACCGGCUGUUGAAGAACAUCAUCACGGUGUUUCGAAUGUGGUCCAUCGGGAUCCUACGUUUGGCGGUCAAGCAUUAGGACGUCAAGGAUCCAUUGUGAUUGCUUCUAAUAGACAUGUCGAUGUGGAUUUGACUGCUUUGCCAAGUCCAGCUCCGCAAGUGACUCAAAGUUCUGAAUCGCCCGUUGUGGCCAUCCCCGAAUUCAAGCCAACCCAAACCAAGAUGGCCUUCCAUGUUUACAUAGCUGACAAUCUCACAGACGCUCAGAAACAAUCCGGAAUACCUGUGACUUACUCCGACUAUCUCACCAAGCUGGCCUUCGACAUCCUCAUCAACAUCCAUGGGCGUUCUCUUCUUGAAUUGAAGAGAUCGAUUUUCAUGGCCUGCAACAAGAACCAAUCCGGAUGUGGAACUUUACUCAGUGAUGCCGACGCUGAACGACGAGUAACCAAACCUGGCUCGCAGCGCAGAGGAAAGCGCGCAGCGCCAGGCGUAGCCGCUCCGUAG
Molecule: messenger RNA, 546 nt
Organism: Melampsora larici-populina 98AG31
Lineage: Eukaryota; Fungi; Basidiomycota; Pucciniomycetes; Pucciniales; Melampsoraceae
Exons: 2
Coding region: 1-546 (181 amino acids)
Source: RefSeq, a predicted model, not a curated record